This is a messenger RNA of Pipra filicauda (Wire-tailed manakin), 1231 nucleotides long. Its product is annotated as transcription cofactor HES-6-like. Gene Ontology annotation, biological process: regulation of transcription by RNA polymerase II; regulation of neurogenesis; anterior/posterior pattern specification. The transcript is spliced from 4 exons. Lineage: Eukaryota; Metazoa; Chordata; Aves; Passeriformes; Pipridae. Gene Ontology annotation, molecular function: DNA-binding transcription factor activity, RNA polymerase II-specific; RNA polymerase II cis-regulatory region sequence-specific DNA binding; protein dimerization activity. Bases 43 to 723 code for a protein of 226 amino acids. Gene Ontology annotation, cellular component: nucleus. The record is from RefSeq and is a predicted model, not a curated record.
CACUGCCCGAGUGCCUCCUUCCCAUCCCGUGCCUGGAUUAGAAUGACCGCAACAGCCACCCCGGGCAGCACCCACAAGCUCGCCAGCACCAAGGAGGAGAGGAAGUUAAGGAAACCCCUCAUUGAGCGGAAGCGAAGGGAAAGGAUUAAUAACUGCUUAGACCAGCUGAAGGAGACAGUUGUGGGAGCAUUUCACCUGGAUUCUAAACUGGAAAAAGCAGACAUCCUUGAAAUGACAGUGAAGCACCUCCAGAACAUCCAGAGCAGCAAGAUGAUGGCUGACUCCAAAGUGGGUCUGGAAGCCCAGCAGAGGUACAGCACUGGGUACAUUCAGUGCAUGCACGAGGUGCACAACCUCCUUCUCACCUGUGAGUGGAUGGACAAGAGCCUUGGGGCGCGCCUACUAAACCACCUGCUGAAAUCCUUGCCCAGGUCUGGUGAAGAUACCUGCAAAGCAGCACUGAGGUCUUCCAGCCCAUCUCAACAGCCUCUCUUGACGCCAAAAGGUCCCCUGAGCCCUAAGGGGAGCAAUCGGGGCACAAACCUGGCACAGGAGCGCUUCUACUCUGCAGAGAACAAGCAGGCUUCCAAAAAUUCCUUCCAGGUGCCGUUGCUGUCGGUUUUCAACCAGGUUGAUGCUGCGCCUCCCAGACAGGUUCUGCAGCCAAAUUUUUCCCAUAACAACCCUAGAAUGGGGUCAUUAGAUAUGUGGAGACCAUGGUAAAGUGUGUUUUCAAUUUUUAUCCUAACCUUAGACACUCUUACGUAUGUAUCUUAUAGAUAUGUUUCUUUAAAACACUUGUGGAGCAAGUCUGUUCCUGUAGGUGUACUAAAGACCAGGGUACUUCAAGCCGAAGUAAACCUAUGUGUAGCCUGCAUUGUAGAAGGCUGCUAUUAUUUUUUAUUUAUUUAAUACAUCUAAAUUAUUGUAUAGAACCCUCUUAUGCUCUUUAGCUUAUAUUAAUUAUAUAGUUUUCUUGUCUUAUGUUCUAAAAUAAUUAACUUCCUAUUAAUAAAAAUACAAAACAACAGGCAAUGGCCCUUUCUGGCAUCAGUUACCUCUCAGAUCUCACAUAAACCACUGAGAUAACUUUGUUGGAUAAAGGGGUAAACAGCUGAUCUCUUUGGCUUUUUAUUUUUUUAUUACCCCUGUACAGCUGUAGGAGAUUCCAGUGUCAAUUCCUGUAAAAAUGCUGCAGUGGUUAGGAAAAAAAAAAAAAAAAAAGAGAGAA